Molecule: messenger RNA, 2957 nt
Organism: Cotesia glomerata
Lineage: Eukaryota; Metazoa; Arthropoda; Insecta; Hymenoptera; Braconidae
Exons: 2
Coding region: 1169-2164 (331 amino acids)
Source: RefSeq, a predicted model, not a curated record
UUCUUGAUCACUUUUAAAAGACUCGUAUUGAGAUUAUAACUGCACAGUCAGACACAACGCUUAUGAAAGUAAACAGAUUUAAGGUAGGAUUUAAGAUGAGCCGAAUUAUGUGAAUGAUUCAACAAUUGCAGAGUUGGUCGAAGUGGUGUUUGAGAGUAGUGACGAGGAAACUACCGAAAAUAUUAAUGUCCAAAAUUGGGAAACACAACAUGAUUCAACGGACAUUAAAGAGACUAUUAAUGGUUUAAAAAAUCUGAUAAUGUUUAAAUCAGCAAACUUAUCAGUUUGGCAGGUGUUUACAGCUGUAAUGGCGAUCAUUGUGGGCUUUAAUUUAUCAGAUGAAGUGCAUCAGGCGCUUCUGGAACUAAUUAAAUUUGUAUCGGGACCAGAAUUUAAAUAUUUGGACACUUCGAAAUAUUUAAUGAACAAAUUAUUUAAUCCACUCAGUUCAGCGGCCGAAUAUGUAUUUCAUUGCACAAAAUGUAAUGCAUCAUUGACCAAGCCUAUACCAAUCAGUAAAAAUAUCCAGCGUGAAGUAAAAUGUGAUAAGUGCAACGCGAAAUAUAAAACUUCGAAAAAAGAAGGAAAUUUUUUUGUUACGCUCGACAUGCAAUCUCAACUUCAACAUUUUUUAUCUAAUGAAUUUAUCCAACAAGAGAUUGAAAAUAACGUGAAGAAUCGCCCAAAUUUCACCAACGGGAGUAUAAGUGACGUAUAUGAUAGUGAACGAUAUAUAAAUGAUGAAUUCAUUUGGACAAAAAAUGAUGAGAAUAACACUGUGUUGACAUUAAAUGUGAAUCUUGAUGGAGCACCGCUAUUUAAAAGCGGAAAAAAUAGCUUUUGGCCAAUCCAAUGUAUUAUUAAUGAAAUACCGCAAAAGUUCCGCCAUAAAUUUAUGCUUUUGGCUGGUUUAUGGUACACUUCGAUUGAGCCAAAAGCUGAUUUCAUGAAUCUCUACUUAGAUUUAUUUAUUGCGCAAAUUAAAAAGCUGACAGUCGAGGGCUUGAAAAUUGUCUCAAAGAGCGGAUGCAUUAAAACCUAGUUUGUGAAAAUUUUUUCUUUUCGUGUGGAUUCAGUAGCUCGGCCUGUUUUACAAAACAGAUUACAAUUUAAUGGAUUCUUCGGCUGUAGUUGGUGCUAUCAGCGUGGAGCAACCACUUCUAAAGUUAUGAAGUAUCCAUUGACAGCUGACAUUCCAAAGGAACGUGACCAUGACAGCUAUUUGAAGGAUGUGGAGAAACAUAAAAAAGAUAUUGAGAAGCUCCGGAAAACAAAAAAAAAUGAAAAAUACACAGUUAACGGCAUUAAAGGUUCAAGUGUUCUGGCAUCACUUCCAAAUUUUGAUUGUGUUUGGGGCUAUCCUCAUGAUUACAUGCACGGCGUCUUAUUGGGUGUGGAGCGUCAGCUUUGGAACAAGUGGAGCAAGGAAUUUCUAUCAGCCGAUCAAAGAAAACUAAUUAAUGCUCGAUUAACAAAUAUCCAGCCAACUAAUGAGAUUCAUCGAACUCCACGAAUAUUGUUAAAAAAACAAUCACGGAAAGCUACAGAAUGGCGGUCGUGGUUAUUAUUUUACAGCAUUCCUGUAUUAAGCGGAAUAUUACGUCAAGAUUUGCUUGAUUCAUACAAACUAUUCGUCUCAAGUAUAUUCAAACUUCUUUCGGUGAACAUGACUGAAGAUGAUUUGUUGAGUUGCGAAAUGAAUCUACUCCAAUUUGUAUACGAUUGCCAAAACUUUUAUGGAGCUUCGUUUAUGACAUUUAAUGUGCAUUGUUUAUUACAUAUGGUACAGAGUGUGAGGAAAAAUGGUCCGUCAUGGGCAACAUCAACAUAUGCAUUUGAAAACAAUAUUUUCAAUUUAAAACAAAAAGUAACGGGUCCGAAUGGGGCAAUUAAUCAAAUGGCAAAUAGGACAUUACGUGACAAUAAUUUUCAAGUCAUACUACAUGAUGAACCUAACGAGUUAUGUCGGCAAUUUUGUAAUGAUAUAAUUGAUAGAAAACGAGAGAAAGUAUCUAGUGCUGAACGUUCAGUAAAUGGCGCGGUAUUACUGGACCCUGUUUUUGGACAAGCUCCAAAAAGCUCUGUUUCUUUUUAUUAUCGCUGUUUAUACAAAAAAAAAAAUGUAUCACGGUCAAUUUUACACCCAAGUCAAGAAAACAAAUAACUCAUUUAUUAGGUUGAGAGACGGAAGAAUGGCUCAAAUUAUUAGAUUUUUAUUAAAAAAUAAUGUAGCAUCGAUGGAGACUCUCAUUUUGGACGUCGAAAAAGUAGAUGGGUGUGAAAAUUUAUGGAAAAUUUGCAAUCGUAAGCCUGAAAAAACGAAAUUGCCGAUAACCGCUAUACAAAACAAAAUGAUAUACGUAUCUAUUAAAGCCAUGGCGGCAAAUGAAUGCAAUCAGAAUUAUAUAGCUAUACAACCAAAUGAUUUUGAGGUUCAAUAAAAAAAAAAGGCCAUUCGGCAGCCGAAAUGGAAGUAGAUUUCACGAACAGCUAAUUUUAAUCAUAAACAUUAAUAAUAAUAAUUAUUACGUAAUUAUUUAUUUAUUUAAGGACUGGGAAUGGAGAUGAAAGUAGAGACAAAUUGAUCGAAAAAACGACUACAAAAGUAAAAUUUCAUUAAAAACCUACAGACGAAUAGGUUAUUUUAAGUAGGAAAAUAAAAUACUAUGGAAAUUGAAGCUCGUUUAACGGGCUUUAAAAUACAAUUUACAAAAAUUCAAUCAGUUAUUUCAUUCAAAAGUUAUCCGCGAAAGAAUCCGCCAAAAUAUAAAUUUUUAUGAUUUUGAAAAUUUUGAAAUCCUAUAAUUUCUGAACUACUUAAACGAUUGAGCUCAUCUUUGAACUUGGCCUUAGUAUCCGUCUAAAGAUUAAGUAUGUUGAGUUUGGAAAAGAUCCAUUAUAAAUUAGAGACGCUAUCGUCCGGAUAAGCCGCGUUAUAUCGUAUAUAUAUAUAUAUA